Messenger RNA from Drosophila montana, 1305 nucleotides. Its product is annotated as modular serine protease-like. The record is from RefSeq and is a predicted model, not a curated record. Gene Ontology annotation, molecular function: protein binding. The transcript has 4 exons. Bases 1 to 1305 code for a protein of 434 amino acids. Lineage: Eukaryota; Metazoa; Arthropoda; Insecta; Diptera; Drosophilidae. Gene Ontology annotation, cellular component: plasma membrane.
AUGUGCGGUCGCUUUGCUUUGUUCCUAAUGUUCAUGGUGAUCAAAUCAAUAUAUAGUUACGAAAAAUUUACAUGUGAAGAAGACGGAAUGAUCAAGAAAAUAAGUUUAGCCUGUGACGGCGUAAAUCACUGUCUCCAUGGCAGCGAUGAGUCAUACAUGAAGUGCAAAGUGCGGGAUCAGGACACACCAGACACAUUUUUCUGCGCCUAUGGAGGUCGAAUUAAUCAAUAUAACGAUUGCAACCAAGUGGCUCAAUGUGCCGAUAAAUCUGAUGAAUCUGCCAGUCUAUGCGAGGACGAAAUCCAAUUUAAAAAAACAAAGAAGGGCAACUGUAAAGAAGGUGAAAUGGAAUGUCUGUCCGGGGAUUGCAUUCCAGAACAAAAAAUGUGCGAUGGGAGUAACGAUUGCAUCGAUGGCCGGGAUGAGUCAGUGGAUUUAUGUAUGAAACUUUAUAAAUCGGGUCAUUUUCAAUGCGCCAAUGGCAACCUCAUAGAGAAAAAUAAGACCUGCGACAAUACAUUCGAUUGCCCCGAUGGCUCCGAUGAGUUAUUAAACAUCUGUGAUGGCGAAAAGUAUUGGAUAAGGAACCCACCAAAGCUGUGUGUGGAACCAACAGUGGAAGGACUACGAUUUACAGGAGAAACAAAAUAUCAUUCGGCAAAUGGAACCCGAUUCGUUUAUGCCAAUCAGGCGGUUGUCCUUGAGUGCUUUGACCGCAACGCUAAAAUGUAUGGUAGUCAGUGGAACGUAUGCCUAUAUACGGGUGAAUGGAAAAACCGUCAGAUAGAAUGUCGAUCGAAGCCAAAAAACACCAAUCCCAACACGAAUGGGAUUAACGGAUGCCCCAUAGACACAUACAUCAAGGAUAUAUUGGAGAUCUAUAAGUGCGUGAAUAGAAAUUGCUCAACACGGGUGGAACCGCCUAUAAAUAAUAUGACAGUAAAGUUUGCAUGCGCAAAAUACUAUGAAUUGACACCACUUGACUUUGGCGAAAAGGAAUUGAAAUGUUCAAAUAAGCAAUGGGGUUCGAAUAAUGUUUACUUCAAGGACCCAGUCUGUAAAAAACCAUGUAAUCGGAAAAACUUAUACUGCAGAGAUUCAAUGCAUCCGAGGUGCACAUAUAAUGGUCAUCCGGACAAAAAUUGUCGUAGUCUGCUAUGGCCAGGCACCAAAGCGACAUUUUACUGCAAUUAUGGAUAUAAAGAAAACUUGAAUAUGUCUAAAUUGGAAUUAAAGUGUCUUGAGGAUGGGAAUUGGUCGAAUAACCCAGACAUGGAUAAGUUCUGUCAACUGGAUUGCGGAUAA